Molecule: messenger RNA, 2227 nt
Organism: Alligator mississippiensis (American alligator)
Lineage: Eukaryota; Metazoa; Chordata; Crocodylia; Alligatoridae
Gene: TMEM237
Product: transmembrane protein 237
Exons: 11
Coding region: 1-1146 (381 amino acids)
Biological process (GO): cilium assembly
Cellular component (GO): ciliary transition zone
Source: RefSeq, a predicted model, not a curated record
AUGGUGUGGGCAGCCACAAAUGAAAUUCCACUCAGCCGUCCAAAGAAAAGAAAACCCAAAGGGAAGAAUUCAUUAGAUGGCAUAGUUCAGGCAGCCGUCCGUCGGACAUCUGAGAGCAGCGAGCCUCUCACUCCUGAGAUUCAGGAUGCCCCGCCUCAAAGGAAACGCAAGAAGAAAAGAGUACCUCCUGAUUCUGAGACGUCUUUCAUCCAGCAUAAUGCACCUAGCACAUCCUUGUUUCAGAAUGGAAAUGGCAUGGACCCCCAAGCAGCUGAUGAAAUGGGGACCCGUAAACAUCGAAAAAAGACAAAGAAGACUCGGGCAGCUGAAAGGCAGUGCUCUAAUGAACUAGAAGUGGAGGAAGAGGAUAUAAUUGAAGAUGAACGAAUUAAAAGCCCAGAUCAGCAACCUGUGUUUGCUGCUCCCAUUGGUAUCAGCCAGCCUGUGAGCAAAGUGUUCAUUGAAAAAAAUCGACGUUUCCAAGCAGCUGAUCGCACUGAAUUGAUUAAAACCACAGAAAAUAUUGAUGUAUUUAUGGACAUAAAGACUUCAUGGACCACCAAAGAUGUAGCACUCUCAGUGCACCGGGGUUUCAGGGUGAUUGGCCUCUUUACUCAUGGCUUCCUUGCUGGGUAUGCUGUGUGGAACAUCAUUGUAAUUUACCUUUUAGCAGGAAGCCAGCUGUCUGCUCUCUCAAACCUGCUAGAACAAUACAAGACUUUAGCAUACCCUGCACAGUGUCUUUCUUACCUGUUGCUGACUAUCAGUACAGUCUCAGCCUUUGACAGGAUUGACUUGGCUAAAGUAUCAGGAGCAGUGCAAGGCUUUCUUACCCUGGACCCAGCAGCAGUAGCCUCUUUUUUGUACUUCACAGCUCUCAUCUUGUCUUUGAGCCAGCAGAUGACAAGUGACAGAAUCAACCUCUACACACCACCUUCAGAGAAUGGCAGCCUUUGGAUGGCAGAUACUCUGGAACAGAUUCUUCAGCCCUGGAUUGUGGUGAAUCUGGUGGUGGCUCUUUUAGUUGGGAUGUCCUGGGUCAUCUUAUCUUACCAGCCAGAGCUAGAUCACAGUGAAGAACUGAUGUUUCAGGAUGAAGUAGAAGAAUUUCCUCCCUUAGAUAAAACCUCCAAAGUCCAGUCAUAGUGCAGAAAUGCAUCUUCAAAUAUACUAGCUAUGACUGAUGGUGUAAUGCAUCAUGUAUACUAUACCUUUUGUAUAUGUUUUUUACAAAGCAAAAUUUGUAUUUUUGUAUAAUGUACAUAUUUGUUAUGGUGGAUCUUUUAUUUUAACUAUGCUAUUUUUUAAAUUUACCAAGAUACUUGAAAAUAUGUCUAUACAAUUUUUAUAAUGCUUUUCUUUUCUUUUUUUGAUAAAGCAAAGUCUUUCUAGUGAAUAGAGACAAAGUAGCCCUGUAAACCUACUACUGACGUAGCCAGUGACAGAGACUGAUGGGGUGCAUCGACACAUGCAAUUUAAUGUGCUUAUCGCUCUCGAGUCUAUUGCUUAUGGGCAUGCCAUUUGAAUGUACGGUCAGGACUGCAGCACACUGAGCUGGGUUGGAGCAGCCCAGGCUGGCAGGAGGCCCUGGGGGACUCAACGUGCUGCGGAGGGGCUGGCUGGGACAUGAGGGUGCUUCAGCAUAGGGCUAGCUGGCAGGCAGCCCCUGCGCUGAAGCAUGCUCAUCCCCCUGCCAGCCAGGGCAGUGCAUACACUUGUGCUACUGUGGAGUAAGAAAAUUUUUUUAGUACUUACUUAUAAGUGUUGUCCUGCUGCAGAAUAAAUUAGUUUACUCCAUGCUAAUAGAGGCACCUGUGGCCAUAAUUGUAUUGUUCAUAGCUCUUUGUAAAUUAAGAAAUGUAGAUUUCAGCUGUGUUAAUAAGGUUCUUGGUCUGUACAUUUGUAAGUGGAGAAUGUUUGGGGGUCUUUUUUCAGAGCAAUUUUAUGUUGCUUUGUGUUGCACUCAGCAUGUUUUGGAAGACAGCUGGAAACUUGUUCCUAGGACUAGUAAUAGAAUAGUUUGUCUUAAAAAAAACCCCAAAAACAUCCCAGGUAUUUGGAAGGAAACGCAAGCAACCUUAGUGCCUAUGGAAAAGUAGUGAGGUUGAAACUGGAAAGAAAACCAUGCUUCUGAAGAAAAAAAUAAGGAAAUGUUGCACAAUUUUUAUAUGCUAUUUUAUUGAAACUAAUUUUUUGCAUCAUCUUAAUAAAUGAAAUAUGGACAUGA